AACGGCCUGGACGUUCAAGACAAACCCCCAGCCCCUCCCAUGGGAAACACCAGUACUAUGAUUGGAGCUGGUAGCAAAGAUGCUGGAACCCUAAACCAUGGUUCCAAAUCUCUGGCUCCGAAUCCAGAGAAGAAGAAAAAGAAGCACCGAUUUUACAGAUCCAUCUUACCUGCCGAUAAAACAAAUAAAAAGAAGGAGAAGGAACGGCCAGAGAUUUCACUCCCUUCAGAUUUUGAGCACAUGAUUCACGUUGGGUUUGAUGCUGUCACAGGGGAGUUUACUGGGAUGCCAGAGCAGUGGGCCCGCUUGCUUCAGACAUCAAAUAUCACUAAGUCGGAGCAAAAGAAAAACCCUCAGGCUGUCUUGGAUGUAUUGGAAUUCUAUAACUCAAAGAAGACCUCCAACAGCCAGAAGUACAUGAGCUUUACAGAUAAAUUAUCUGAGGAUUAUAACUCUUCUAACACUUUGAAUGUGAAGACUGUGUCUGAGAUCCCUGCAGUGCAACUGGUUUCAGAAGAUGAAGAUGACGAUGAUGAUGCUACACCCCCUCCCGUGAUUGCUCCACACCCAGAGCACACAAAAUCUGUAUACACAUGGUCUAUGAUUGAACCAAUUCCUGUUACUCCAACUCGGGAUGUGGCCACAUCUCCCAUUUCACCUACUGAGAGCAAUACUGCCCCCCUUGUUGUGUUCUGUAACAAUACCACUCCUCCAGAUGCUCUGGCCCGGAAUACUGAGAAGCAGAAGAAGAAGCCUAAAAUGCCUGACGAAGAGAUCUUGGAGAAAUUACGGAGCAUAGUGAGUGUGGGCGAUCCUAAGAAGAAAUAUACACGGUUUGAGGAGAUUGGACAAGGUGCUUCAGGCACCGUGUACACUGCAAUGGAUGUGGCCACUGGACAGGAGGUAGCCAUUAAGCAGAUGAACCUUCAGCAUCAGCCGAAGAAAGAGCUGAUUAUUAAUGAGAUCCUGGUCAUGAGGGAAAAUAAGAACCCAAAUAUUGUGAACUACUUGGACAGUUACCUCGUGGGAGAUGAGCUGUGGGUUGUCAUGGAAUACUUGGCUGGAGGCUCUUUGACAGAUGUGGUGACGGAAACCUGCAUGGACAAAGGCCAGAUCACAGCUGUUUGCUGUGAGUGCCUGCAGGCUUUGGAGUUUCUGCAUUCCAACCAGGUCAUUCACAAAGGUAUCAAGAGUGGCAACAUCCUGUUGGGAAUGGAUGGCUCUGUCAAGCUCACUGAUUUUGGGUUCUGUGCCCAGAUCACCCCAGAGCAGAGCAAAUGGAGCACCAUGGUGGGGACUCCAUACUGGAUGGCUCUGGAGGUGGUGACACGGAAAGCCUACGGGCCCAAGGUUGACAUCUGGUCCCUGGGCAUCAUGGCCAUCGGAAUGAUUGAAGGGGAGCCCCCAUACCUCGAUGAAAACCCUCUGAGAGCCUUGUACCUCAUUGCCACCAAUGGAACGCUGGAGCUUCAGAACCCAGAGAAGCUGUCAGCUAUUUUCCGAGACUUUCUGAACCGUUGUCUUGAAAUGUAUGUAAAGAAGAGAGGUUCUGCUAAAGAGUUGCUACAGCAUCAGUUCCUGAAGAUUGCCAAGCCCCUCUCCAGCCUCACUCCACUCGUUGCUGCAGCAAAGGAGGCAACUAAGAACAAUCACUAAAACCAUGCUCACCCCAGCCUCAUUGUGCCAAGCCUUCUGUGAAAUUAAUCCUCAUUUCAGAAAUUCCAGCCCCUGAUGCUCUCUCCUCCUUGCCUUGCUCCUCCCAUUUUCUGGUCUAGUGCUCUCAAGACUUUGAUCUUUGAAAAUCAUGUGCCCAGCAUUGAAGACAAUUGAAACUGACUGAUCAGAUGAUGGCCCUCUGAAUAAGGAAUUUUCUCCCAAUUUGUGGAUGUGAAGGUGGUCUAUGAUCAGGGCUUAUAUGAAUAAACUCUUGGACUCCUAUUUCUACAUAGCAAAAUCUUCUCUACGCACCACCUCCCCAAGACCCCAGCCAAUCAGUUUUUGGCUAUAUAAAUUUUUGGCUUUAUAACAUCAAUUUGUAAUUGAUUGAAGUUUCUUUAGUGCUUUAUUUUCUGUGAUGGAACUGCCCAAACACCUCAUUGUACUUGAAAGUUGGAGCAGCUUGAGGAAUGACAUGGUGGUUGAAAAUCUAUCAGGGAUAUGAAAUGGCUCCAUUUCCUGGACCGUGACUAUGGCACAGCUGAUCCUAACAUGGGAGAGAGAGCUACCAUGUUUUUCUUUGUGUGUAUUUCUAGCAGCUUUUUGGGAGGAUCUUGACCCAGUAGUUUCCCCGUGCUAUUUCUUGUGAAAUGGUCUUGGCUAUGUAGCAGCUUUUGACUCCCUGUAUCCCUUAGGCUGCUGCCCCCAUUCUGUCCUUGUUUAGAACUUUGAGAAGUUUCCUAGGGCAUAUCCUGGGUGAUAACAUUGUGAGAAGUCAGGAAAA
Phyllostomus discolor (pale spear-nosed bat) is the source of this 2440-nucleotide messenger RNA. RefSeq names its product serine/threonine-protein kinase PAK 1-like. Gene Ontology annotation, cellular component: cytoplasm. The coding region runs from base 40 to 1656 and encodes 538 amino acids. Gene Ontology annotation, biological process: regulation of axonogenesis; intracellular signal transduction; protein phosphorylation. Gene Ontology annotation, molecular function: ATP binding; protein serine/threonine kinase activity. The record is from RefSeq and is a predicted model, not a curated record. NCBI's taxonomy places the organism in Eukaryota, Metazoa, Chordata, Mammalia, Chiroptera, Phyllostomidae. The transcript is spliced from 2 exons.